Jatropha curcas is the source of this 4237-nucleotide messenger RNA. RefSeq names its product phosphoglucan, water dikinase. Gene Ontology annotation, biological process: phosphorylation. Gene Ontology annotation, molecular function: ATP binding; kinase activity. Lineage: Eukaryota; Viridiplantae; Streptophyta; Magnoliopsida; Malpighiales; Euphorbiaceae. The record is from RefSeq and is a predicted model, not a curated record.
UUAGGUUGAUCGGGUAGUAGCAAGUAGCUGCUGGAUUUUUGCACUGCUCUCACAGUCUCUCUAAUUCUCCAUCGUCAAUGUCGACUUCAGAAUCCAUAUUUUUCUCAGUGGUGAAUAUUAUCAUUACUUUCAAAUGUGGGGGCCUUUUUUUCUGAGGAUUGGAAAGCGUGGGCUUUGCCUUUUAUUUCUCAAAAUAUAGAAUUAGAAUCCGAUCCUAAAAUCCUGACACCUUUGCUGCUGUAAUUCAGAAAUCGAAUUCAACAUCUCUUAAGAAAGCUUGCUGUUAUGGCAUCGGCUUCUUCCAAGGCUCCCCGAGUUCAACAUUUCCAGCUCGUAGAUGGCAUGCAACUUCAGAUAAAUGCGUCAGGCUCUUUGAAUGGACAUAAUGUGAGAAUUGAACUUCAGCUUAAGAACUGUACAAGGACUUGGAUUCUUCACUGGGGUUGUGUUUAUCGUGGAAACCCGAAUUGGUAUAUCCCUACUGAGCAAUCCUCAGGAACAAAAUCUUAUAAGCAAGGUGCAUUACAGACGCCAUUUACAAAGAAUGGAGAAUUAUAUGUCGUUAAUAUUGAGAUACAGGACUCUAAGUUUCAUGCUAUAGAAUUCGUCAUCAAAGAUGGCAGCUCCAAUAGAUGGUUGAAAUUGAACAAUGGGAAUUUCCGAAUUGAUAUACCAGAAUAUGAUGAAAGUAUUGAUCAUCCACCUAUUUCAAAAGAUAUGAUAGAGCGGAAGGCAUAUCAAAUCUGGGAAAGUAAGGGCAGGCCAAAUAGCACUCCAGAACAACAAAAGCAGGAUGAUGAAGAUGCUGCGAGAGAGCUCCGAAGUCAUUUGACUAAAGGAAUGCCAUUGAACGAGUCACAAGGUAGUUACAUGUUAGCAAGUGCCAAAACAAUUACUGAUACUAGAGGGAAAUCUAGAAGUGGAGUACCUUCUCAAUGGAGAAGACAUGAUGUUGAUCAGUGGUUGCAUGAACAUUCUGUUGGCCACGCCAAAAGCACAAACUUGCCUUCUUCAACUUUAAUGGAUCUUGUAGAUAGAAGUUCUAGAGGAGAAAAAGUAGUAUCGAGGCAGAGUUAUCGUGUCAGUGACCAUGAUAUAGUGGUCCUUACUAAAACUAUUAAGAGUGACCUUCACAUCUUAGUAGCUGUGAAAGCAAAAGGUACUAUGGUUCUGCAUUGGGGUGUAUCAAAGCUGUCUCCAGGGGAAUGGCUGGCCCCUCCAUCAGAAAUAUUACCUGAAAGAUCAAAACUUGUUGCUCGCGCAUGUCAGACUUAUUUCACAGAAAUAUCAACAGGGAAAGAAUCCUUUCAGCUUGUAGAUAUCAAUUUGCAGCAAAGAAAUUUCUUGGGUAUUCAAUUUGUGAUCUGGGCCGGUGGAUCUUGGAUAAAAAACAAUGGGGCAAAUUUCUCCGUUGUCUUGAAGCCAAUAAGUGGAAAGGCUGAUGGGACUGUGAAAGAUAUUCUUAAAUGGUUACUUGAUGAAAUAUAUCAAAGAGAAAAUGAGGCUGAAAGAUCAUUGAUGCAUAGGUUCAACAUUGCAGCAGAAUUGACAGAACGUUGUAAAUCUGAAGGGGAGCUGGGCCUUAUUGGAAUAUUGGUCUGGUUGAGGUUCAUGGCCUGCAGGCAUCUUAUAUGGAACAAAAACUACAACGUAAAACCUCGUGAAAUUAGUGAAGCUCAAGAUAAGUUCACCAAUUUACUGCAAAAGAUAUACUUGACCCAGCCAAAUGAUAGAGAAAUUGUGAGACUGAUUAUGUUAUGUGUUGGACGCGGAGGGCAAGGGGAUGUUGGUCAGAGAAUCCGUGAUGAAAUUCUUGUGAUUCAGAGAAAUAAUGGUUGCAAGACUGGCAUGAUGGAGGAGUGGCACCAAAAGUUGCAUAAUAACAGCAGUCCAGAUGAUGUAAUAAUUUGCGAGGCUCUCUUAAAUUAUAUAAGAUGUGGCUUCAGAAUUGAUGCUUAUUGGAAAACAUUAAAUGCAAAUGGUCUGAUGAGGGAAAAACUAGCUAGUUAUGACCGUCCAAUUGUUUCAGAACCUCGUUUCAGUACUGAUGCUAAGGAAGGUCUCAUACGUGACCUUACAAUGUACUUGAAAUCAUUAAAGGCUGUUCACUCAGGUGCUGACUUUGAAUCUGCCAUUGAAACUUGUAUGGGUGGCAAUUUGUCCCUGAAAUUGCAGGACUAUUUGAACUUUGUCAGAGCACAUGCAGCUGAUGGAAAUAUUGGUUCACUUAUGGAGAAGUUAUUGGAAUCUCGCAUUGAACUGCAUCCUGCUUUGCUCACAUCUAAUGGAAGAGCAAAAGAUUUACUCUUCCUUGAUCUUGCAUUGGAUUCUGCAGUUAGAACAACAAUGGAAAGGGGACUGAAAGAUCUCAGCUUGGACCUGCUGCCAGAUAUUUUGUUCUACCUGACCUUGAUGCUUGAAAAUUUAUGCCUGUCAACUGUCAACAAUGAAGACCUCAUUUAUUGCACAAAGGACUGGUACUGUGUCCGUGAAUCAUAUAAACCAAAUGAUGGUCAAUGGGCAUUACAAGCAAAGGCUGUUCUUGAUCGAUUGCAGCUGAUACUUGCGGAUAGGUCUCUGAACUACCAGAAAAAAGUACAGCCCAGUGCACAGUAUCUUGGUAAUUUGCUUAGUAUUCAGAAAUCGGUGAUUGAUACUUUCACAGAAGAGUUAAUCAGGGCAGGGUCAGCAGCUACUCUGUCAAUGCUCAUCAAUCGUUUUGAUCCCAUUCUCAGAAAACUUGCAAACCUAGGCUGUUGGCAGGUUAUUAGCCCAGUGGAAGUGUGUGGUUUUGUAACUUCUGUUAAUGAAUUGAUAUCCAUUCAGAGUAAAGUUUACAGAAGACCAACUGUUAUUAUUGCAAAUAGAGUAACUGGGGAGGAAGAGAUUCCCGAUGGAGUUGUGGCCGUAUUAACACCUGAUAUGCCAGACAUUCUAUCACAUGUCUCUAUUAGAGCAAGGAAUAAUAAGGUAUGCUUUGCCACAUGUUUUGAUCAGAAUGUUCUUAGGAAUCUCAAGCUGAAGGAAGGAAAAGCCAUAUCUAUAAGCAUGAAGUCCAUGGAUUUGGUUAUCAGUGAUGUCAGUGGCUCAAAUUCAUUGCUUAAUCCUUCUGUUUCUACCACCAUUCCACGAGCAGUAACUUUUAAAAGGAAGAAUUUCUGUGGGAAAUAUGCUAUUGCGGUCGAGGAGUUCACUGCUGAGAUGGUUGGUGCGAAAUCUUGCAAUAUCAAAUUUUUAAGAGAAAGGGUACCAUCAUGGAUUAGAAUUCCACUUUCAGUUGCUCUCCCAUUUGGAACCUUUGAGGCUGUUCUGUCAGAAGACAUUAACAAGGAUAUAGCAAGCAGAAUUUCUGGCUUUUACAGAUCUGUACUGGGUGGUGACCUUACAAAACUUCAAGUGAUACAAGAUGCCAUUCAAAAUAUGAGGGCACCUUUGUCUUUGACCUAUGAACUUAAGAGCAAAAUGAGAAGCUUGAGAAUACCUUGGCCUGGUGAUGAGGGUGAAAAAAGAUGGGAGCAAGCUUGGCAAGCGAUAAAGAAGGUUUGGGCUUCAAAGUGGAAUGAAAGAGCUUAUGUUAGUUGUAGGAAAGCUAACUUGAAUCAUGAUAAUAUACGCAUGGCUGUACUGGUUCAAGAAGUCAUUUGUGGUGACUAUGCUUUUGUCAUGCACACAAAGAAUCCCAUAUCGGGGGAUUCUUCAGAGAUAUAUACUGAGAUUGUGAAGGGCCUGGGAGAGACUUUGGUGGGUGCAUAUCCAGGGCGAGCUAUGAGCUUCAUUACCAAAAAAAGCAAUCUUAAGUUUCCCAUUGUUACUGGUUAUCCAAGCAAGAAUGUAGGACUAUACAGUAAGCAGUCUGUUAUAUUCAGAUCAGACUCAAAUGCCGAAGAUCUGGAAGGAUAUGCAGGAGCUGGGCUAUAUGACAGCGUGAUCAUGGAUGAAGCGAAGAAAAUUGUAUUAAACUACUCCAGGGAUCGAAUGAUAGUGGAUAAGACUUUUCAAAUAUCAAUCUUCUCAAAAAUUGCAGAGGCAGGAAAAAUCAUAGAACGCCUUUAUGGUUGCUCUCAGAAUAUUGAAGGGGUAGUAAAAGAUGGAGUCGUAUAUGUAGUUCAGGCAAGACCACAAAUCUAGUACUAUUGCAGACAGUCUAUGAUCUUCUGUUCUCAAUUUAUGUAUCUUCUAAAUUUAUGUAAUAUUUUUAAUGUUUAAUAAAUACACAUUGUGUUUGUGUUUCCUGUGA